Molecule: messenger RNA, 1286 nt
Organism: Cynara cardunculus var. scolymus (artichoke)
Lineage: Eukaryota; Viridiplantae; Streptophyta; Magnoliopsida; Asterales; Asteraceae
Product: MDIS1-interacting receptor like kinase 1-like
Exons: 1
Coding region: 1-1155 (384 amino acids)
Molecular function (GO): protein binding
Source: RefSeq, a predicted model, not a curated record
AUGUUCACCGUCCUCCUCCCUCUCCUCCUCAUCUCCACCAUCACCACCACCACCACCGCCGCUGCCGCCAUCACUACCCUCUCAUCAGAUAUCGCCGCCCUCAAAGCUAUUAAAUCCUCCAUCAAACCCACCACCAUCCCUUCUUACACUUGUUUAUAUUCAUGGGACUUCACCUCUGAUCCUUGCUCACCACCUCAUGUCACCCAUUUCCUCUGUGGAUUGUCCUGCUCCGGUAACCGAGUCACCCAACUCACCUUUGAUCCCGCCGGUUAUGUCGGAACUCUUUCCCCACUCGUUUCUAGACUCACCCAACUCAUCACCAUCGAUCUCUCUGAUAAUAAAUUGUCCGGCGCCAUUCCCGAUUCUCUCUUUUUUCUCCCUAAUCUUCAAACCCUCAUCCUCGGGACAAACUCGUUUUCGGGUGUAAUCCCGCCGUCGAUAUCUAACCUCAAAUCGCUUCAAACUCUGGAUAUCUCUCGUAAUUCGCUAUCUGGGUCACUGCCAAACACUUUGGCUUCACUCACUGAGCUGACUCGUCUUGACUUGAGCUUCAACAAACUCACUGGACCGAUCCCGAAGCUACCGAAAAACAUCAUACAACUCGCGCUCAAAGGGAAUUCGAUAAAUGCGUACCUACAAAAACAAGCUUUUAAUGAGUUGACUCAGUUGGAGGUUGUCGAACUCAGUGAAAACUCACUCACCGGAACAAUCCCCGGUUGGUUCUUCCUUAUACCCUCUCUCCAGCAAGUCAAUUUAGCCCAUAACAGUUUCACGGGCGUCGAGAUCUUAAAGCCGAUCAACAGCAACCUCAUCGCCGUCGACCUCGGAUUCAACAGAAUCGUCGGCUACCCGCCGGCGAACUUCUCGGCGUACCCUAUGUUGGCUUCUCUAACACUGAGUUAUAACAAACUUCGUGGACGAAUCCCAUGGGAGUACAGCAAGAAGACAACGUUGAACAGACUGUUUCUUGACGGAAAUUACUUAAUUGGGUUGCCGGCGAAGGAGUUUUUCUCCGUGAAAACGUCAAUUUCCGGCAGCUUUGGGUACAAUUGUUUGAAGAGCUGUCCGGUAUCUUCGGAACUUUGCUUGAAAUCGCAGAAACCAUGGUCGAUCUGCCAGCAAGCAUAUCGUGGGAAACUGAAACCGAAGUCAUAGUGUCAGUUCAUGUUUUCUCGUUUCAUAUCCAUAUUUUUUAUUUUAUUUUUUUUUAUCAAUUUUUAGUUCAAUUAAAUAACGGUUUGAUUUUUUUAUUUUAGAUAAUAACAUUGUACGUAUCAUAUUAAUGA